AUGGGAAUGGUAUGUAGCUAUAUGAGGGAUAAACCUCAAAAUGAUACAGAAUAAUCUUAUCAGCACAGAAUAAUCAGCCCUGAAAAGCCUUUAAGUAAAAUAUAGAAGGUCUAGCAGCUCUAAGAGCUCCUAAGAGAUCAGAAGCAAGGAGUAAUAACCAUUAAUGGAUAGUCCUUUCAACUCGAUUUACUACUAGAAUAGGACAUUUUUCAACAGCCUUAAAUUUAAGAUGAAGAAGUCAAAAAAGAAGUCAAGCUAGAUUAAAGAGUGUAGUCAAAACCUUAGUUGGAGAUUGGGAAUUUGGUGAUAGAUUAAGAAAGAGAAAGGAAGCAAAACCAUGUAAGAUUUAAUGAUAUCUAAGUAGAGGAAUUCAAGAAAAGUAAUGAUCCAGAAAUAAAAAAUUCCACUUCUCACAAUUUGUCGCUUACUUAGUAUAAAUCCUCCAUGCCUGUUAAUAAGACUCCUGCUACAAGAUAAUUUAGCAACAUGGGCUUAAAGCCAAAGCUUACUAUAAAUCUAGGAAACAGAAAUAAUUAUUAGAAGAAGGACACUGGGCGAAACACAAAUAGUUUAAAAACCAACUAAGUUAAGUUGCAUUUUGCAUAUCUUUUUGCCUCACCUCUAGUCAUUAAGAUAGACUAAGUUUAUGAGGAUAUAUUGGAUGAAAUAAGCUUCAAAGAUGAAUUCAUGGGGAUUUAAUAAGCUUUGCAAACAGAUCAAACUCUAAUCAAGUACAGGUAUCAGCUCGCAACAAUUUAAAACCUAAGAGAUUGUUUAAGAUAGGAGCCUAUUGGCAUUCACUUCUCCGGUCAUGGGCUUUAAAAUGAUAAGUAAGUUUUGAAAAACCUAGCCUCUAUAAAAUAUCUAAAAGAGAUAGAAAACUAAGGUGAUAUUCUAGUUUUUGAAAACUAAAAAAGUGGGAGUUCGUUUUUUUUAUUUGAAAAGUAACUUUCAAAAUUGUUGGUUCUUCACAUGAAAAAAGAGCUUUAGUUUGUAGUUGUAGCAUCCUGCCAUUCAUAAAAGUGCGGUGAGAUAUUCAAAAAAGCAGGUGCUAAACAUGUAAUAUGUGUUUAAAAAGAGAAGUAGUUAAAUGAUAACGCAGCAGUAGUAUUCUCAUCGAUAUUUUAUUCUUAAGUUUUUCAUCCAGAUUAAACCUAUUCCAUAUGUGAAGCUUUUAAAACUGCCUAUGAAACUGUAGUUUAAGAUAUUGGCCUUGAAGAAGCAUCAAUCUUAAGAUUGCUUACAACAGAUAAUAUAGAUAUGAAAAAGCUACUAUAGAAUGGAGAAUUUUGUUCUCUAUGUCAAUAGUAAAAUGGAGGUUUGAAUUUAGAAUUUCAAUAAGGAACACUAGUAUCAGCUAUCAAACAACCAUAGCUAUUAAUCUUACCAUCUCUUGUAACCCCAUGGCUAUCUAGAGAUCUUGAUACUUAUCAGACCAUCGAGAAACUAAUCUUUGAAAGUGCAAGAAUUGUUGAAGUUUUUGGAAUGCCAGGUGUUGGAAAGUCAGCUUUGAUUUCAAAAGUGGUCAAUUACAUUGCCGAUAGAAAUUUAUACCCAGGAGGUAUAGUAUAUCUUAAUUGCCAAGGCAUAUCAAAAGUCAGGGAAUUAUUAUCUUUGUUCAUUUAAAAAGUCGAAUAUCAUCAUGACUAGACUUUCAAAAGAAUGUAAAGUUUGAAAGGCAUGAAAUCUAAAGAAAUUAUGACAAAAUUGUUUUCCUACACUAGGUCUGCAGAGAAAAUGUUGUUCGUUUUUGACAAUAUAGAUGAAUUGGUUCUGGGAGAGGAAAUAAAAUUGAGAAACACUUUCAAAAUGUUCAUCAAUGAACAUCAAAAUCUAUAACUUUUGUUUAGCUCUUCUAAAUUUAUGGGAAACUUAGAUCUUUUUGUAGUUAAAAAUCUAAAAUCCCUUUCUAUAUAAAAAGCUAGAGAUCUAUUUAUAAUGAAAAUUCCAUCAAACGAAGCUAGAGAUUAAUUCUUUUCACUGUCAACUUUAGAAAAAUUGCAUUAAAUAUCGAACGAAGAUGAAAAUAUAGAUUUACUCAAUAAGAGAUUAGCUCUAAAUACAAAAGCAUUAAUUGCUUUUAAUACAUACAAAAUUUGCAAACCCUGCAAGAUCAAAGGCCACGGUGGUAUUGUAGAAAAAUGUGUGAAGGCUUACUAUGAAAAACAUCCUCUUUUUAUGAUUUUAAAUGAACCUUUUUCAAUUUGCUUAGCUGCUUCAUAGCUUCAUUCUAGUUCAAUAGUUGAAAUUUACAAGAGGCUAAUUUCUCAUAAUGACUUUACAAAUAAAGAUGAUGCAUUAGUAAUUAGUAUUGAGUCUGUGUUUGAAAUGCUUAUGAAUAAAUCAGAAUUCGCUUUUGACAUGCUCAUCUUAAUUGGAUUAAGUCCUUAAGGUCUUGCUGAAGAUGAUCUAUUUGAGCUAUUCAAAUAAAAAGAUGAUCAGCUAGAGAAAAUGUAAGAUCUCAUCAAAAGUAUGGUAGAAACAUCUUUAAUUAUGAAGGAUGAGGAAACUAAUACUUAUAAAGUACAGAAUACCAUUCAUCAUUUCAUAGAAAGUAGAAUUAAAGAUAAUGUGGAAGCUAAGGGAAGUUAUUAUAGAAUGCUGGCAGCCAGAUACACAGAUAUUUUGAUUUAAGCUAAAAAGCAUGCUUAAGAAAAUGAAAUUGAAAUUACUGAGUUAAUUGAAAGAUGUGAAAGUUAUGACAAAAAUAUAGUAAGCUGUCUAAACUUCCUGAUCGAUCUCAAAUUUCAGCAGAAAAAGUAGGAACCUAAUUCUCCAUCGUACUCAAACUAAUAACUUGUUGAUUAGAAUAUUAUAAUAAGACAAUUAACUACUCAAUUAGCAAGACAAAUCACUAAAAAAUUAGAUGGAGGAAAGAAGAGAAAGGGCUUUGCAAAGAAUAAAUAAAUGAGUCAAAAUAAACUUGAGCUUGUUUCAUUGGUUGCAGACAAAACUGUUUAGAAAAUGCAAACCAUUGGCGGCAUCAACAAGUAUGAGAGUAAUUUUUAAAACGAUGAAUUAGAAAACAAAUAUGAUGUAGAUGUAUAGCUUGAUAGAAUUAAAGAGGAAAAUAAGGAAAAAAGAGAAUUAUAAUUUGAUGAUAUCACCAUUAAUAAAAAUCCAAAUUCUUAAAUAUCUACCAGAACUCUGAACCAGCCUAAUGUGUUAGUCUCAAAGUUUACAGAAUAAUUGAAAAAUAAUAUUCUUGAGAAGGUUGAAAAGCAACAAGAGCUAGAUUAAUCGAAUGACAGUAUAAAUUCACCUUUAUCUGGGAGAACAGAAGAUUUUAAAUUUUCUAGGAAGGAUUUAAAUAAUUCAAGAGAUGCAGAUUCAAUAGUUAGGAAUGUGAUAGGUAAUCCACAAUUAAAUAAUAGCAAGGAUAAUUUUAAACUCGAAUCUGAUGACUCCAUUACUAGCAAGUAAUUAGACAACGGGGAUCGAUAGGGAAGGCAGUUUGAUAUGCUUGUGGGAAUGAUUGCAACUUAACUUUAGAAGAAGAUUAAAAAAAUGAGUGACGAUGUAACAGCUUCAGACCUGCAGAAAUAUGAUUAAACACUGAAAAAGUUCAAGAUGUUCGAUAGAUUCAUUAUUUAAAAGCCAAGCAAAGUAGUUUAAAAUUUCAGAUAAAAUAAUCCAAACAGAGGUUGGACCAGAAGAUUUAGUAAAUGGAAUGGCACCAGUAAAAAAAAUAAUCCUGAUAAAGACAUUUAAAUAUUAGAUUAGGAUAAAUUAGGUGACAGUCUAUAAGUCAAUAGUAAAGCAAAAAAUGUCAAUAGAUAGCCUUCAAACUCCCUUCAAAUUUAAACCUAAAAUGCUAAAAAACGCUAAUCAACAAUGCUUAAUUCAAAGAAGCAAUUUGACUAAAAUGAUGAUGAUGAUUUUUAAAUGCAUCUAGUAUCUCAUGAAUAAAGGAAAACUGUACAUAAUCCACAAUUGAACUUAAACGCUUUUAAAUCACAAUAUGAAUCAAAUUAGAAAUUAAACUAAUUUUAAUUGGCCAAUUAAAAUAAUUAAGAUAAUCAGAAUAAUUAAACUUUAGAGACAGAAGAAAAUGAUUAAGAAUACCUUUCAAAUUCAGAUGAUUAGGAAGAAAAUUUGUCUGAGGGAUACAUUCUUCUCUAUCAUUACUUAUCAAUUCAAGCUUUAAAAAGUGAUGAGAAGUCUGAUUUAUAUCACCUUACAGUCAAAUUUAGAGUCUAAGAUAUGGAUCCAAUUUUCAGAUCAAACAUUGAUCUCCUUCUGGUUUAUUAAUAUUUCAAACUUAAUCGAGUAGGAUUGAUCGCUCCAGAAUUAGAAAAUAUUAGGAAAGUAUUCUAGCAGGAAAAAUGUAUUUAAGGCGAAGCUGUUACUAGUUUAUUUUUGGGAUAUUUCUAUGCAAAUCUAAAGAUCAGGCAAAAUGACACAGAAAAUCUUAAGAAAAGUUUUAGAUUCAUCUACAAAGGCUUUAAACUUUUUAAUAAGACAAAUGAUAAAGAAGGUUUGAUUCAUUGUAAUAGACUUAAAAGACUCGUUGAUCAUAAAAUGAAUAAUGUGAUGAGAGAUGAGAUGAACAAGAUUUCCACCUAGAAUACACACAAGAGAUCAGAUUCUUAGAACUCUCUUAAUUGGAAUCAAACAAGCACCACUUUAGGAUUCGAUUAGAUGCUUUAAGAAAUGGAUAAAAUCAAAGAAGGAGAUGGUCUCUAUCAGAAAAAGAGAUUUAAGAUUCUUAAAGAUGAGGAGAUCUUCAACUUUUUAAUUAACGAAGUAGAUCUUACCAAGAAGCAUUGA
This is a messenger RNA of Stylonychia lemnae, 4770 nucleotides long. The record is from the annotation of a GenBank genome assembly. Lineage: Eukaryota; Ciliophora; Spirotrichea; Sporadotrichida; Oxytrichidae.